AUGGCAACUUUACUCUGCAUCUUCGAUUUACUCAUCCACUCACCCGGAUCCAAACGCAGAGCACCCUUGAGGGUAAAACCUUACUCUCCGGAGGAUUUCGACCCGAACGAUCCGGACGCUGUCGAGUACAUCAACAACACCGCGGUCGGGGACCUCUACGAGCCGGGGUUCGACAUCCGGAACUCGGAGUUGUGUCCGGCGUCCGGCGAGGACCUCAAGUUCGCCGUUUUGAUUCCGUCGGCGCGCGGGAACUUUCACAAGCGGAUGGCCAUCCGGCAGACUUGGGGGAGCUUCGCGCAGCGGAAGGACAUCGUCGUGGCCUUCGUCGUCGGGCGUCCCGGGGAGGCGUCGGAUCCGGCGUCGGAUCUCCCGUCGUCCGUGGAGGAGGAGUCCGAACUCUACGGGGACGUCAUUGCGGGAAGGUUCGUGGACUCGUACGCCAACCUGACGCUGAAAAUCACGGCCAUGCUGGAGUGGAGCACGACCUUCUGCUCGAAAGCGCAGUUCAUCAUAAAAGCUGACGACGACGUGUUCCUAAACAUCCCGAAGCUGCUUGACCUCGUCGAAUCCGACGCGGUUCUAGCGACGCGGACAAUUUUCGGACAGCUUUUCAAAGGUUGGCACCCCGUGCGGGACCGAAGGGAUCGCAACUACGUCCCGCAGACGGUCUACGCCCCGCCCAUGUUCCCCGACUACAUCCGCGGGCUCAGCUACGUCAUCACGGGGGAUCUCGUGAGGGAGCUCUACGACAAGGCUCUCGAGUCGCCGUACUUCUUCCUGGAGGACGCUUUCUACACGGGGUUCCUUCUCCAGGCCGUGGGGGGAGAGAGGGUGGGGAUAUCGGCGGCGUUCACCUACAGGGAUAGGAAGUGCAAUUUUCGGGAUGAUCAUUGGAUGGGCGUCGCCAGGGUCCGGGAGCUCUUUGAUCUGUGGAAUAAGUUUCUGGUGGGCCGCCCGAGAUGUAUGUUUUAG
Messenger RNA from Bemisia tabaci, 972 nucleotides. Its product is annotated as beta-1,3-galactosyltransferase 5-like. Gene Ontology annotation, molecular function: hexosyltransferase activity. Gene Ontology annotation, biological process: protein O-linked glycosylation. Gene Ontology annotation, cellular component: Golgi membrane. NCBI's taxonomy places the organism in Eukaryota, Metazoa, Arthropoda, Insecta, Hemiptera, Aleyrodidae. The record is from RefSeq and is a predicted model, not a curated record.